AUGUCUGAGGAAAAGAACAGUACAGCAGUUACAAAGUUCAUUCUCUUGGGAUUCUCUGAAUUUCCGAAGCUCACCAUUUUUCUCUUUCCAAUAUUCCUAGGAAUCUAUAUCAUGACAGUAUCCUGGAACGUGGGGCUAAUCACACUCAUUACAAUGGACUCCCAUCUACACAUACCCAUGUACUUUUUCCUCAGUAAUCUUUCCGUACUAGAUAUUUGCUAUGUUUCCACUAUUUCCCCCAGGAUGCUGUCAGAUUUCUUCAAGAAACAGAAAUUCAUCUCCUUUCUAGGGUGUACCAUGCAAUACUUUUUCUUUUCUGGCCUCGGUCUGACAGAGUGUUGUCUCCUGGCCGCCAUGGCUUAUGACCGAUAUGCUGCCAUUUGUAACCCUCUGCUCUACACAACCAUCAUGUCUCCCACGCUCUGUGUGCAGAUGGUGGUGGCUUGUUGCGUAACUGGAUUCUUGGGCUCAUCAAUCCAACUGUGUGCCUUAUUUCAGCUCCAUUUCUGUGGGCCAAAUGUCAUCAACCACUUUUUCUGUGAUCUUCCUCAACUACUGAUUCUAUCCUGCUCCGACACCUUCUUCUUUCAAGUUAUGACCUCAGUGCUCACAGUGAUUUAUGGACUGACAUCUGUUUUGGUCAUCAUGGUAUCCUAUGGUUAUAUUGUUGCCACUGUGCUGAAGAUCACUUCCGCUGAAGGCAAGUCUAAAGCCUUCAACACCUGUGCUUCUCACAUAACAACAGUGACCCUAUUUUUUGGCUCCGGUAUCUUUGUUUAUAUGUAUCCUAACUCUGGUGAUUCCUUGAGCCAAAACAAAUUGGCAUCAGUCUUAUACACUGUUAUAAUCCCCAUGCUCAAUCCAUUGAUCUACAGCCUGAGGAACAAGGAAAUCAAAGAAGCCCUAGGCAGAUGGAAGAAAAGAGCCUUUUCCUGCUGUUAUUAG
This is a messenger RNA of Sorex araneus (European shrew), 945 nucleotides long. RefSeq names its product olfactory receptor 1440-like. Gene Ontology annotation, cellular component: membrane. Gene Ontology annotation, biological process: sensory perception of smell; G protein-coupled receptor signaling pathway. Gene Ontology annotation, molecular function: odorant binding; G protein-coupled receptor activity; olfactory receptor activity. The transcript has a single exon. The record is from RefSeq and is a predicted model, not a curated record. NCBI's taxonomy places the organism in Eukaryota, Metazoa, Chordata, Mammalia, Eulipotyphla, Soricidae. The coding region runs from base 1 to 945 and encodes 314 amino acids.